Messenger RNA from Gracilinanus agilis (Agile Gracile Mouse Opossum), 1729 nucleotides. It is a transcript of the gene DDX49, whose product is annotated as DEAD-box helicase 49. Bases 80 to 1537 code for a protein of 485 amino acids. The record is from RefSeq and is a predicted model, not a curated record. Lineage: Eukaryota; Metazoa; Chordata; Mammalia; Didelphimorphia; Didelphidae. Gene Ontology annotation, molecular function: nucleic acid binding; RNA helicase activity; ATP binding. The transcript has 13 exons.
CGCGUAGUCUUCCGGAGCUGGUAGUGUCCGCGCGAGUGGAAGAGGAGAAAAAAGUUGAAAUCCCAGAAGCGGCAGAGCGAUGGCGGAGUUCGCCAAGCUGGGGCUGGCGUCGUGGCUGGUGGAGCAGUGUCGCCAGCUGGGUCUGAAGCAUCCCACGCCGGUGCAGCAGAACUGUGUCCCCGCUAUUCUAGAGGGUCGAGACUGCAUGGGGUGUGCAAAGACUGGCAGUGGCAAGACUGCUGCUUUUGUUUUGCCUAUUCUGCAAAAGUUGUCUGAGGACCCCUUUGGCAUUUUCUGCCUUGUGCUGACUCCCACCAGGGAGCUGGCUUAUCAGAUUGCUGAGCAGUUCCGUGUCCUUGGGAAGCCCUUGGGAUUGAAAGACUGUAUCAUCGUUGGAGGAAUGGACAUGGUGGCCCAGGCCCUGGAACUAUCCCGCAAGCCCCACGUGGUCAUUGCAACGCCAGGCCGCUUGGCUGAUCACCUCCGAAGCUCCAAUACCUUCAACAUCAAGAAGAUACGCUUUUUGGUGAUGGAUGAGGCCGACCGGCUGUUGGAACAGGGCUGCACCGACUUCACCAAAGACUUGGAAGUGAUCUUUGAUGCAGCCCCAGCCCGGCGGCAGACACUUCUCUUCAGCGCCACCCUUACCGACACGUUAAAGGUUCUCCAGGGCAUUGCUACUAAUAAGCCCUUCUUCUGGGAGGCCCCAGCUGAGGUCCGCACUGUGGAACAGCUGGACCAGCGCUACUUGCUGGUGCCUGAGAAGGUCAAGGAUGCCUACCUUGUCCACCUGAUUCAGACCUUCCAAGAUGAGCAUGAGGAUUGGUCCAUCAUCAUCUUCACCAGCACGUGCAAGACCUGCCAGGUAUUGAACAUGAUGCUGAGGAGGUUCAACUUCCCUUCUGUCGCACUACAUUCCAUGAUGAAGCAGAAAGCUCGCUUUGCUGCUUUGGCCAAAUUCAAGUCUAGCGUCUACCGGAUCUUGAUUGCAACGGAUGUGGCAUCUCGAGGCUUGGAUAUCCCCACGGUGCAGGUUGUUAUCAAUCAUAAUACUCCAGGCCUUCCUAAGAUCUAUAUCCAUCGGGUAGGGAGGACUGCCCGGGCAGGGCGCGACGGCAUUGCCAUUACCCUGGUGACUCAGUAUGACAUACACCUGCUGCAUGCCAUUGAGGAAGAGAUCAAGAUGAAGCUGAAAGACUUCAGUGUGGAGGAGGCCACCGUCCUCAAAAUCCUCACCCAGGUCAACGUGGUCCGAAGAGAGUGUGAGAUUAAACUGGAGGCCACAGACUUUGAUGAGAAGAAAGAGAUCAAUAAGAGAAAGCAGCUGAUCCUGGAAGGGAAGGACCCAGACCUUGAGGCCAAGAGGAAGGCAGAGCUGGCUAAGAUCAGGCAGAAGAAUCAGCAGUUCAAGGAGAGGGUGAUGCAGACACUGCAGAGGCGGAAGGCCUUGAGACUGAAGAGGAAACAGCAGCGGAAGCAGCAGCGGCAACAGCAGCCACUGCCAUCACCGAAGGCCAAAGAGAAGAAGAAAAAGUGAGGGCCUCAAGGCCCAGGGUCAGACCUUGCCCCUGCCCUGCCCCAGAGCAAACAUCUGGGGCUGAAGACUGCCACCCCCACCCUUUCCGCAAUGCUGGGAUGGAGCCAGAGCAAGAAGGCUGCUAGAGGAUGCCUGGCUCCAGCCACAGCUGUGCCUUUUGACCAACCUACAAUAAAGAGUAUUAUUUAUUGA